AUGUCCAACGUAAACCCCGACCCCGGCAAUGACGCGCCCGCCUUUAUCCCCCUCGAGGCGAAUCCGCCGCUGAUGACGAACCUCCUACACAAGCUCGGCGUGUCCCCCGCCCUCGCCGUGCACGACGUCUACUCCCUCACCGAACCUGAGCUGCUCGCCUUUCUCCCCCGGCCCGCCCUCGCGCUUCUGCUCGUGUUUCCCGUCAGCGCCGCCUACGAGAGCCAGCGGCUGUCCGCCGACAGCCUGGUCGCCGAGUACGCCGGCCACGGCGCCGAGCCCGUCGUCUGGUGGCGGCAGACGAUCCGCAACGCCUGCGGCAUGAUGGGGCUGCUACAUGCCGUGUGCAACGGGCCGGCAAGGGAGUUUAUCGAAUCCGGCUCCACGCUCGACGAGCUCCUCCAGAAAUCGAUCCCGCUCGACCCCGCGCAGCGCGCAAGGCUGCUCGAGCAGACGCCCGCGCUGGCCGCGGCGCACAAGGACGCGGCGCAGCAGGGCGCCACGCAGGCCCCGGACGCGCACGACGACGUGGACCUACACUAUGUGUGCUUUGUCAAGGGCAGCGACGGCGCGCUGUACGAGCUGGACGGGCGCCGCAAGGGGCCGAUUCAGCUCGGCGCGCUGGCGUCGGACGAGGAUGUCCUGAGUGAAAAGGGCCUCGCGCUGGGGCCGCUGAGGUUCUUGGAGGGCGCCGGUGGUGAUUUGAGAUUCAGCGCCGUGGCGCUGGCGGGCACCCUGGACUAG
Messenger RNA from Cordyceps militaris CM01, 741 nucleotides. RefSeq names its product ubiquitin hydrolase L3. Gene Ontology annotation, cellular component: cytoplasm. Gene Ontology annotation, molecular function: cysteine-type deubiquitinase activity. NCBI's taxonomy places the organism in Eukaryota, Fungi, Ascomycota, Sordariomycetes, Hypocreales, Cordycipitaceae. Gene Ontology annotation, biological process: protein deubiquitination; ubiquitin-dependent protein catabolic process. The transcript is spliced from 2 exons. The record is from RefSeq and is a predicted model, not a curated record. The coding region runs from base 1 to 741 and encodes 246 amino acids.